Messenger RNA from Trichogramma pretiosum, 1311 nucleotides. RefSeq lists its product as uncharacterized. The transcript has a single exon. Bases 1 to 1311 code for a protein of 436 amino acids. Lineage: Eukaryota; Metazoa; Arthropoda; Insecta; Hymenoptera; Trichogrammatidae. The record is from RefSeq and is a predicted model, not a curated record.
AUGCAGAUGCAACUCCGUCGAACAUUGGCGCGGCUGGCAAGGUCAAUCAUCGAUCGCCCACUCGCCGAGUGGACAACAGGCCACAUUACGAGUCGACGAACUUUACUCGAUGGCUACUGGAACGACUUCAUGAACAAUCACGUGCAGCUCGUCGAGAUUCCAGAGAUUCAGCAAGAUGCAUAUUUUCAAGAGGACGUAUAUGCUGAAGUCGAAACAUUAGUCCUCGACGCACAGGCGAGACUUAUUGAUGCCGAGGCCCAACAUCCCUCGGAGCGCGCAGAUGAUGCUCGUUCAGGAUCCUCUGCUUACGCCCUACGCGGACCGGCGCGCCUCCCUCGGAUUGAAUUGAAAGAGUUCGACGGGACUCCUCGAGAGUGGGAGUCGUUCCGAGACUUAUUCCGAUCCCUAGUGCAUAAUGAUCCUGGGCUAACGGAUGUGGAGCGACUGCACUACCUAAAAACAAGCAUCAAGGGAGAUGAUGCCGCAGCCAUUCAGGGCUUCGAAGUCACAGCGCAAAACUAUGAAUCAGCGUGGAAGGCCUUUUUAUCCAGAUAUGACAAUCAUCGACUCCUCGUGCGCAAUCACAUUGAAGCAUUGCUCGCCUUAAAAUCUAUGAAGACAGAGUCAGCAACGGAGACACAGCGCAUACUCGACGAGCUCAAUCGACACCGAGCGCCAUUGCAAUCUCUCGGCCGACAAGUCGACCAGUGGGACGACUGGUUCGUCGUACUCGGCAGCAGGGCGAUGGACUCCGCUACAAGGCUAGCUUGGGAGGAAGAUGUGAACUCACGAGACACCGAGGGUACAAAGGCACAUCCAACAUUUCAGCAACUCCAGGACUUCCUCUUGCGGAGGAGCAUGACACUCAAGGCCUCCGGUAUGGAUCGUGCCUCAAACCCAACGGACUACCGAAGACCCACAGAGGCGCCUCGACACCCCCCUCGAAACGUCCGUAGUAUGGCCACCACCGCUGAAGUAAAAUGCCCGGCGUGUCAAGGACGACAUUACCUGGGAAAAUGUGAAACUUUUCUGCGGAUGAACGUGAGUUCUAGGCGAACACUGAUAGCGAAAGAAGCUCUCUGUUUGAACUGUCUGCGCAGCCAACAUCGAGCGAAGGACUGUGCAUCGCCCUUCUCUUGCCGAUCGUGCGAAGGACGGCAUCACACGCUCAUUCACGAGGAGCCCAUGCGUCGACCGGAGACGGGAGCCGGUUUUAAGCGAGCUCGAUUGACAGCAGCAGCAACAGCGGCGACACCUUCAGAGCCUGACGAAUACGGCUGGGAAUCAACCCACCAGGACGAGUCAUCCUGA